Messenger RNA from Scheffersomyces stipitis CBS 6054, 3357 nucleotides. RefSeq names its product H(+)-transporting V1 sector ATPase subunit A (gene TFP1). The record is from RefSeq and is a predicted model, not a curated record. Gene Ontology annotation, cellular component: fungal-type vacuole membrane. Gene Ontology annotation, biological process: ATP metabolic process; proton transmembrane transport; intein-mediated protein splicing. Gene Ontology annotation, molecular function: ATP binding; proton-transporting ATPase activity, rotational mechanism; DNA binding. The transcript has 2 exons. Bases 36 to 3233 code for a protein of 1065 amino acids. NCBI's taxonomy places the organism in Eukaryota, Fungi, Ascomycota, Pichiomycetes, Serinales, Debaryomycetaceae.
UAUAGUCUAAUCACCGUAAACCUGAUAUAUUCGCUAUGGCUGGUGCUUUAGAAAACGCUCGUAAGGAGAUCAAAAAACUCUCGUUGGAUGCCGACGAAUCACUCUACGGCCAGAUCUACUCCGUGUCCGGACCUGUCAUCAUUGCCGAGAACAUGAUUGGUUGUGCCAUGUACGAGUUAGUGAAGGUUGGCCACGACACAUUGGUCGGUGAAGUGAUUCGUAUAUCUGGUGACAAGGCUACGAUUCAAGUCUACGAAGAGACAGCCGGUGUCACUGUCGGAGAUCCUGUUUUGAGAACUGGUAAGCCGUUAUCCGUUGAAUUAGGACCUGGGUUAAUGGAAACUAUCUAUGAUGGGAUCCAGAGACCAUUGAAGGCUAUUAAAGAGCAAUCGCAGUCCAUUUAUAUCCCCAGAGGUAUCGAUGCUCCAGCCUUGUCGAGAACUGUCAACUACGAUUUCACUCCCGGUUCUUUAAAGGUAGGUGACCACAUUACUGGUGGUGAUAUCUUUGGUUCCAUCUACGAGAACUCUUUGCUCGAUGACCACAAGAUCUUGUUGCCUCCCAGAGCCAGAGGUACAAUUACCUCGAUCGCAGAGGCUGGUUCGUACAAUGUAGAUGACAAUGUGUUGGAAGUAGAAUUCGAUGGUAAAAAGCAUUCGUACUCCAUGAUGCACACCUGGCCUGUCAGAGUCCCCAGACCGGUAGCUGAAAAGUUGGCUGCUGACUACCCCCUUUUAACUGGUCAAAGAGUGUUGGACUCGUUGUUCCCCUGUGUCCAAGGUGGUACCACAUGUAUUCCUGGUGCUUUUGGUUGUGGAAAAACGGUUAUCUCGCAGUCAUUGUCUAAAUUCUCGAAUUCAGACGUCAUUAUCUAUGUGGGCUGUUUUGCCAAGGGUACGAAGGUCUUGAUGGCAAACGGUGACGACAAGAAUAUCGAAGAUAUUGCUGUUGGUGAAGAAGUCUUGGGUAAGGAUGGUCUUCCAAGAGAAGUUGUUGCUUUGCCAAGAGGUAGAGAAACUAUGUAUGAAGUCUCUGAGAAGACUCAACAUAGAGCUGAAACAGUCUUUGGUACUGCCUCUUACACUUGUAAUGCUACUCACAAGUUAGUUCUUCAAACUAACCAGAGAGUUAACAUUACAAACCACGUGCUUAGAGGUGAAAGCCAAACUUCUGUUACUUACUUCCAGAUGAAGACUGCUGUCGCAGAUGGUCGUGAAAUUGAAUUACCUAAGUUAUGUACCAAGUCGUUUCAGCACAGUUCUCAUGGCAGAGAAAAUGCCUGGAAGAAAGCUGAAGUCUUUGCUAGCACGAUUUCAAGAGAUCCAAUCGAUUGGACCGCUGAAGCUCGUGAUAUUUCUCGUUUGGGUUACCACGUUCGUCGUGCUACUAGACAACUUUGGUCUCCUGUCCUUGUUGAAAAGGAAGUCUUGGCACCAAUGAUUGCUAAGAGAGGUUUUGACGAAUCUAUUGCACCUUACAUGGCCUACUUGGUUGGUCUUUGGGUUGGUGAUGGAUACUCGGACAGAGCUACUUUUUCAAUUGACAUUCAGGAUGUUGAAAUCCAUGAACGUAUUAAGGAUUUUGCUAGCCAUGCCGGAUUGACCCCUAGAAUUGCUUGCUACAAGAAGUCCCGUGACGCUACUAUUAGCUUGCACAACUCUGAAACUCGUGGAAAGAAUGUGAGACAGAAUUUGAACACCGGCAACUUGUUGUGGAGUUUGCUUGCCGAAAUUUGUGGAAAGAAGGAGAAUGAAAUGCUUUUCAAGCUGGUUCCUUCAUUCCUUCGUUCCGAAAGUAUUGCUGUUCGUGAAUAUUUUAUUUCCGGUCUUGUUGAUUCAGAUGGUCAUGUCAAGAGGGAUGAAGCCGACAAGUGCUACAGUGCAACUGUCAAGACUAUUUACCCGGCUGUUAGAGAUGGACUUGUUUCUGUUGCUCGUUCUUUAGGUAUUCAAACCUCGGUCAGUGUUGAGGAGGCCAAGGAAGUGAACUCCGUCAAGCAUCAAGAAAGCUAUGCUAUCUAUAUGGCCAAUUCCUCUGCUUUGGAUUCUGUUCUUUCCAAGUGUGCUGCUCCUCGUAAGAGAGCCGAGGAACCUGUUUGUGUUAACCGUGAGCCUCACCCUUACACGUUCCACAUGGUUGAGAAGGAAGAGGAUGACUUCUAUGGUAUCACCCUUUCUGAGGAUUCCGAUCAUCAAUUCUUGUUGUCGAACUUGGCUUUAGUUCACAAUUGCGGUGAACGAGGAAAUGAAAUGGCAGAGGUUCUUAUGGAGUUCCCUGAGUUGUUUACUGAAAUUAACGGCAGAAAGGAACCCAUCAUGAAACGUACGACUUUAGUGGCCAAUACCUCUAACAUGCCAGUGGCAGCUCGUGAAGCCUCGAUUUAUACUGGUAUUACCUUGGCUGAAUACUUCAGAGAUCAGGGUAAGAACGUCUCCAUGAUUGCCGAUUCGUCAUCUCGUUGGGCUGAAGCCUUGAGAGAAAUCUCUGGUAGAUUGGGUGAAAUGCCCGCUGACCAGGGUUUCCCAGCUUAUUUGGGUGCGAAAUUGGCUUCUUUCUACGAACGUGCAGGUAAAUCUGUAGCUUUGGGUUCUCCAGAAAGACUUGGAUCUGUUUCAAUUGUCGCUGCUGUCUCUCCAGCCGGUGGUGAUUUCUCCGAUCCAGUCACUACUUCUACUUUGGGUAUUACUCAAGUCUUCUGGGGUUUAGACAAGAAGUUGGCUCAAAGAAAGCAUUUCCCAUCCAUUAACACCUCGGUCUCCUACUCGAAGUAUACCAACGUGUUGGACAAGUACUACGAUGCCAAUUACCCUGAAUUCCCAGCAUUAAGAAACAAAAUCAAGGAAAUCUUGUCUGAUGCUGAAGAGUUGGAACAAGUGGUGCAAUUGGUCGGUAAGUCUGCCUUGUCUGACUCUGACAAAAUCACCUUGGAUGUCGCCAGUUUGAUCAAGGAAGAUUUCUUGCAACAGAACGGUUACUCCACCUACGAUGCAUUCUGUCCUAUUUGGAAGACCUUCGAUAUGAUGAGAGCUUUCAUCUCGUACCACGACGAAGCUCAGAAGGCUGUGGCCAACGGUGCCCAAUGGUCCAAGUUAUCUGAGUCUACUUCUGACGUUAAGCAUUCGGUUUCUUCUGCCAAGUUCUUUGAGCCAUCCAGAGGUGAAGCUGAGGGAAAGACCGAAUUCAACACCUUGUUGACUUCGAUUUCUGAAAGAUUUGCCGAAGCUUCCGAGUAAGCUCUAACAUUCUGAUUCAAUUCAUCUGACUUGAUUUUAAACUUAUUUACUUUUAUGUAUUCACUUUGCUUAUUUCCUUUAGAUUACGAUAUCUACUAAGUUCAAUAUAAAGACAUUCUAUAAA